AUGAGGGGAAUUCUAUGUUUUUUUUUGCUGCUUUUAUUAACGGAUUUUGUGAAUUCUAAUGCUUAUAAAUUCACAUUGACACUGAAAGAGACGAAUGAUGUUACGAACAUCGAGAAGUUUGUGGAGUUUUUGGUGGAUAUGACUUGUGGAAAUGAUGACUGUACCUAUAGGAUCACUUUUGAAAAUUUUGGAUUUUUGAAAAUUUUGGUCAAUGAUAAGGAAUGUCCCAGUCAAUGCGGAGAUACCUUCUACAAACGGAACACCGUAAAUGUGACCGUUUUCAAAACUGAAAAUCUUUACAUAAAAAUGUUCGACUUCGAAUUCGUCAACCAGCCAAAUGUGGUGGUUUUGGGUUGUGAAAUGGGACUUUUUAAUGAUAAAAUGUGUACAAAAGUCAGCCAAAAUGUAAUGUUGCCAAUGGAAGCUGAGCAAUAUUCGGAUGACGUUUGCAUUUGUGGAACUGAUGCUCCACAGCCUUAUUGCGAUGAUAAGACAAAUAAUGGAUAUUGCAAAAUCGGCCAAAUCUCCUGGUGGCACGACUACAACAAAAUUUCAACUACAGUAAACCCAGGACCGCCUGUUAUCAUCUCCACAAUCAUCGAUAACGUUACAGUAACCCUUCAAGAGUCUCUCACAAGUGCUGGUAUUAAUGACCAUAAGGAUAUUAUAGUCUCAGCGUUUUUAAACUGCACCGAGGGAGUUUGCCAGUAUAAAACUACCGUAACCAAUUAUGGGCCAGGGUAUUAUGACUACAAAGUUGGAGAUAAUAAAUGCACCAGUCCAACUUGCUUUGGAUCCUUCCUCAAGGGUCAUCGUGCUCCAGUGGUUCUCCAACGAAAAAAUCAGAACCUGGAAAUUCUGGCCUAUCAAUAUACUAACGGUUAUCCGGAGAUCACUGUACUCGGCUGUGGAUCUGGCCUAAUUUUACAUGACACGUGUCAGAGAAGUCUUGGGUAUGCGUACUUCGACAGUCAAUACUAUAACGAUGUCGUGUGUAGCUGUCAAGGCGCUAAGAUGGGUUGUGAUGAUCUGACGCAAAUUGCUGUGUGUAUAGGUGGAACCCUAACCUGGUGGACAGAUGCACCCGACUCAACAUAUCCAACUAGCAGCUCGAUUGCCACUACAACUUUUCCGCUCCAGGAUCCCAAUAUUUUUGACCUCAAAUUCUUUUUAUCCGAAUUCACCUACAAUGGAAGUCCGGAUUAUGAUAAAAACGUCACACUUGUUGUGAAUAUGACAUGCUCGGCUAUCGACUGUGAUUAUUCUGUGCGAAUUUUGGAGUAUGCGCAGAAUUAUUACACGAUCUAUGUUAAUGGAGAGGAAUGCCCCGGCUCUCACUGCGCUUCGAAAUUCUCCAAGUAUCAUAGUAUUCCAGUCCAUCUAGCUCGAGUCUCCGAAUAUUUGAAUCUAUUCGACUUGGAAUUUCAAGACACACCAAAUGUCAGAGUAUUAGGGUGUACCUAUGGAAUGUUGGAUUAUGGUGGAUGCAGAAGUUCGCAGUAUUUUGAUGACAAAUUUCAGAAGGAUGAUAUUUUCUGUGUUUGUCAGAGUAGCGAGCUGAAAUGUGAUCAAGGGGUGGAGUCAGGAUUUUGCUCGGACGGUGAUCCUAUCUGGUGGAAAUCCGGAAAAAUUUAUGAUAUCUCAUCUUCCACGUCACCAACAACAACGUCUUCAGGAACCUGGUCUACAACAUUUUUCAUCGGACUCAAUGAAACUGUCACCGCUGGAACCCAGCGAGUUUCCAUUGAAACAACGCUAGAAUGCCCGGAUUCUUCAUGCACCUUCAAGAUUACUGUAAACAAAAUUAACAAGGAUUAUUUUCGGAUCUAUCAAGAUAAUGCAGAUUGUACGACACACCCUUGUUCAGGGACACUUUUUCAAACUCAAUCGAUCCACAUUUAUCUGCGUAAAGCCGACGGAAGCGGAGUUAUGGAUUUGUUUGAUUUGAGAUUUAAGGAAGUUGUCGUUUUGAAUUGUACCGAUGGAUGGUUGGAACCCGGAAAAUGCUUAAAGGCGAAGAAUGGAGAUGAUGAGAUGUGCAGCUGUCAGGAUACAUCUUAUGAUUGCGGAAGUGUUCAAGAGUAUAGUUCGUGCCUAUCUGGAACACCAGAAUGGUGGAAACCUCCCAAUGAAUUAUCUACUGAAGCUUCGACCACAUCACUUGCCACGUCAUCACCAUCAUCACCUUCUACUUCUCAAUCUGCCUACACCACCACAGUCAUCAUUAAACUUUCCGAAAAUCAUGGUCCAGAUAAUCAACAAAUUUCGAUUCAAACCACUUUACGAUGCCGAGACGAAUCUUGUACCUAUGACAUUGAAGUUGACAACAAUGCCGAAGAUUAUUUUUCAGUUUCUUUGGAUGAUCAAAACUGCUACCCGUCAUGUCAUGGAUCGUUCUACUACACCGAUAUCUGUAGAUUCUAUGUGUACAAGGGUGAAAAUCAGAAUAUGGAUUUGUUCGAUUUGAAGUUCAAAAAUGUGACGAUCUUGGGAUGCACCAAUGGAUUGCUAGAGUCUGGGAAAUGUUUGAAGGCUAAAAAUGGAAACGAUGAGAUGUGUAGUUGUCAGGAUGCGGAUUCCAAUUGUAACAGUGUAUCGGAGGACAGUGAAUGCAAAAGCGGUGCCCCACUAUGGUGGCAACCGGACCACACGUCUUCAACAGUUUCCACUUUGUCCUCAGCACCAUCUACACCACCCAACCAAUACGUCACCGUGUCAGCGUCUCUUUCAGAAGAUUUGACAACGGACCCAUAUAACUUCAAUAUCGUGACAGUGAUAGGAGUAAUGAACUGUACAAAGAGUGCGUGCCAGUAUGGAGUUACUGUAGUCAAUCAGAAUCCCGAUUAUUAUCUGGUGUUGAGGAAUGGAGAGGACUGCCCCGCCCCUUGUCAAGGCACGAUUGCUAAUGGAGACCCCAGUGUAAUCAUCACGGUUCAUCGACAAAAUCAGCAUUUAAAUUUUAUGGAAUUUCAAUUUGAAAAUUCCCCAAAAAUCCUUAUUAUGGGUUGUGAGGCGAUGGGAAGAGAUGGUGGACCAGACUUUAUCAGUCUGGAGGAUAAUUAUCAAUGUUUGCACAUUUUCGAGACAACUUCUUUGGGAGCUAACAAAUAUUUCGAUGAUGUGUGUCUUUGUAAAGAAAGUGGAGAAAAAUGUGAUAAUCAGACACCGGUUGGGAAGUGCACUUCGGGCAAGGUACAAUGGUGGCAGGAUGACUUUUCGACCAGUAUGGUACCAACUACUACAGUAACCACAACACAGGCGACGACUACUGUAGCUACAACUACCGAACCCUCAACAACUACAGUACCCACAACAACUACUGAAGCCACAACUACAGUACCCAGCGACAAGUUCUCCUUUGAAAUCUCGCUCACAGAGGGAAGAAAUAAUCGAAAAAAUCAAAUGAUGGUUUCUUCGGAAAUGGAUUGUAGUUUAGAAAAAUGCGAUUUUUGGAUCAAAGUUGAUAAUCGAGCACAGACUUGGUUCAAGGUCUACAUGGGCAGUGAAGAAUGUCAAAACCAAAAAUGCUCGGGGUCAGUCGUCCCAGGAGCCUCUGCAAAUGUCACAAUCUACCGGGGAACUGAAUUUUUGGAUUUUUUCGAUUUUCAAUUCAAAAAUAUUGUGGUCCUCGGAUGUGAUAAUGGACUUUUGGACUACGGUAGUUGUGUCAGGAUGACCAAAGCAGUAUCAAUCAAUGGACAAGAAUAUAUUGAUGAGAUUUGUAGUUGUAGAAGUCGUGAAAUGGAUUGUAAGAAUGCAAAAGUGGGAGUAUGUGAAACUGGAGUGCAAACUUGGUGGAGAGAUGCACCGAGGACUAGUACUACUGGUGGGACCUCUUCAGAAGCUACUACAGUACCCACAACUACAGCAGCUGCAGUACCCUCUUUGCAGGAUUUGGCUAAUGGCGGCGUAGAUCUGAGCAAUGUGACCCAGGUUCUCAACGACACCGAACACUACUCAAAACAAGGAAUGGCUCUGAAUCACACCCAAAUUUUCGAUAUCACAAAAAUUUUGCACAAUUCUGCAAACCUGCCAGGAAUUUCUCAAAAGAAUGCAAUUCAAAUUCUUCAAAACAUGGACCAAUGUCUGAAUGCUCAUAAGGAGCAAGUUCGACGAGGGCAAACUCGAGAAUUCCGACUUUUGGCUGUUCUACAGCCCAUGGUUAUGAAUACCAAGGACAAAUUAAUACAAUAUUUGGAUGGGAAGAAUCUAGGAUUUAAUGCAAAAAAAGUGAACUGUCAGAAUGAAAACCAUACUGACGACGGGCUAAUCGACUACGGUAGGGAUAUUGGAUUCGCAGUGCUCAACGACACCAACAAGUUGUCUUCAACUCAACACAACUCAAUUAUAGUCCCCCUGGGUACAGUAUGCCAGGAUAGUCAAGACAUUUCCCAUGUGUUUUUUACAAUUUUUCGAGGGCAAAAACUCUUUCGAGGUCCCCAAGCUUAUCGGAGUUAUGGAAGGAAGUCGGAGGAAGCUGAUGAUAGUAGUGAUAAAGAAUCUAGUAAUGAAUUUCGGGAGCGAUGGAAACGAGAUGCUAUUCAGCCAAAUGAGACAGAAGGUGUAAAUCAAAUCCCAGCACCAUCCAGAUGCGUCGUUCAACCAUCUGUACCCGAUGUUCCAGUAAUGUCAGCAACAUUGAUGAGUGGGGCUGUCCAGAUACAUUCUUUUCCCAAAAUUGUGGGGGUCAGCAGACCACCAAUGGCAAAACUUCAAUUUAAUACUGGAAAAAGAUCUAAUAAAUCAGAAUUACUUAUUAAGAUCCCCCGACCCCUUCACGGACAAAAAAUUGUGACCUGGUUCGACGAGUCGAAACAAGAAUGGGCGCUCCAGGAGAAGUGUAACAUGGAAAGUGAUGAAAACGGAAUCGUAUUAGCAUCCUGUGAGCAUCUCACCGAUUUCACAGUUUUGAUUUACGGGCAACUCGACGCUGAGCAGGUUUGCAGUUGGCCAUUGAUUAUAAUCGGCUACUCGGUUAAUGGUGCAUCGAUCUUCUGUCUUCUAUUGCUGAUUGUAAUUGGAUUACUGUUUUACAUUCAAACUGACACUAUCCGAAAGAUUUUGAGCUAUAUCCGAGGUCAAGCACAGACAAGUGGAGAUAUUAUCAAUUUAUCAUACUACUGUAUUUUUCUGAUGUUCUUUGUGCUGUCCUUGUUUUUUAUGGACCAGUCUAGCGGUGGGAAUGAGGAGGAUGGAACUACAACGUAUUGUGUUGUGAUUGCGGCAAUGUCCUAUUUUUCAUUGAUCAGCGCUAUCAUGAUGAGCAUGCUGAUCGGAAUCCGAAUGAUUUGUCACUUUUUCUCUCCCAAACUUCGUGCAUUUUUCAAAGUGAUGACUUCCCCACCAGCUGCGUUAAGCAUCGGAGUCAUUAUUCCAUUCACUCUAACCCUAACUCUAGCACUUUCCGAAAGAGAAUUUUUCGAACGAAACGACGCAUUCUGUUGGGUUCGUCCGGAUUACAUUGCCUAUGCCGUGAUAGUACCAGUGAUAUUGCCAAUUAUCAAUGGAGUCAUUUGUUCAACAUUUGCCAUUUAUAAAAUGUUCUUCCAAGCGAAACGAGGGUUGAGGGAUAAGGAGACGUCUCAUUAUGAUGCUGAGUUUUGGUCAAAAGUCCUUGGAUUGAUUAUUAUGCAAUUUGCAAUGGGUCUACCGUGGAUAUUAAUCCAACCCCUAAUACAAUUGCAGGGCAUAGAAUUCAUUCUAAUCGGUGUCGCCGGGAGCAGUGCCUGGAACUAUGUGUUUGUGAUACUACUAGGAACUCAAGGAAUCGAUCUAUUCUUAAUAUUUUUGUAUCGAAGACAGCGAUUGGUGAAUGAAUCAAGGAAAUGGAGCGCGAGAGAGGAGAAAAUGGAGAGGAAGCAGAGACAAUUGGAAAGAAGUGGCGAGGAAGGUUAA
Caenorhabditis briggsae is the source of this 5895-nucleotide messenger RNA. The coding region runs from base 1 to 5895 and encodes 1964 amino acids. NCBI's taxonomy places the organism in Eukaryota, Metazoa, Nematoda, Chromadorea, Rhabditida, Rhabditidae. The record is from RefSeq and is a predicted model, not a curated record. The transcript has 21 exons.